Messenger RNA from Diaporthe amygdali, 2418 nucleotides. RefSeq lists its product as uncharacterized. The record is from RefSeq and is a predicted model, not a curated record. The transcript has 3 exons. Gene Ontology annotation, biological process: regulation of DNA-templated transcription. Bases 1 to 2418 code for a protein of 805 amino acids. Gene Ontology annotation, molecular function: DNA-binding transcription factor activity, RNA polymerase II-specific; zinc ion binding. Lineage: Eukaryota; Fungi; Ascomycota; Sordariomycetes; Diaporthales; Diaporthaceae.
AUGGAAGGCCAUCCUCAAAAGCAGUCAACCUUUCGACAAGCCUGCCCGAUAUGCGCGAGACAAUUUGACCGUGCCGAACAUCUAAAGCGACACGUCGCGACGCAUACCAAGGAGAGGAAUCGUGCUUGCGAUGUCUGCGGCAGAAGAUUCAACCGUCACCAAAACGUCCAUCGCCACCACGUGCCUUUACGAAGGUUCCGCGCCUGCACCAAGUGCGCCGCAUCUAGGGUCAAAUGCAGUGGGGUGCCACCAUGCACACGAUGCCGACAGAAGUCGCUGGAUUGCACAUUCCCUGAGGGCAGCGAGACGCGUGAUGACGCCUCGGCGGUGGCGGACGCAAAUUGUGAAAAUGUGCAGUAUGAGGAUCCGAGGGACGAUGAGAUACAGCCGGCUGUGAUGUCUACAUCAGUAAUGCCCACUUCACAUCAGCAUCGGACACAAGCGCAAAACUUUAUGCAACAGCCUGUUCAGCCGGUUGAUCUGGGACCACAGGAAGCGGACACCUAUAUGAUUUCCACACUGAAUUGGAUCUCGCCGUCUAUGGACUUCAACCUGACAGAGUUCGACUACAACCCGAUGGCUUCCAGCGAGCAGUAUUGGGGCUCACUCACUGACGUCAAUGGCCUCCCUAAUCAGACUCUAUCGACAACACAAAUGAUGAGCCCGGUUGACGGACAAACGCUUUCGACCCCUGGGACUCUUCCUGACUCAAACGAUGCAGAAACACCUGGUACAUCUUAUGUGGAUAAUAAAGGAGCCAGGCAGCCUCGGAAUGGGCGCGGCGCCGUGCAGGGCGGACCCUUCUUCUCCACUGAGCUUCCGCCUAUGUCAGCCUUCACUACGCUACUCACAUUUUACAGACGGCGAUUUGACCCCAAGGUACUACCAAUAGUCCAUCCUGACCUAGAAAGCGAGAGCACUUCCUCCUGGAUUGUCAAGUUGGCGAUGUCGGCCAUCGGGAGUCAAUAUCUCGAAACGGGAGACACGGAAUUAGCAGUCGCCCUCCAUGAAUUUCUUCGGCGGGUUUUGCGACAACGAGGAGCUAUUUUCUCGACCGAGGUUUUGACUAUAGAGUCACUCAGCUUGGUUCAGUCGAAGCUUCUCAACUAUAUCGGAUUGGCGUAUUGUGGCUCGGUACGCCUGGAGAGAUACAAGUUGUCGGCACUCGAAGAUCUUGUACACGAGUAUAAAUCAUUGUACAAAAGCCAACCCACGGUCCUCCGGGACGACGUCCCCUUUCAAGGUCGACGAGCUUGGAUCAUAUCAGAAAGUGCGCGACGCCUUUGUCACUCAAUCUGGUUCAUUGAGAACAUGUCUCGAUACCACUUUGACACAGAGACGAAUUUGUUGCUUGGCGUUGCCAACAUUACAUUGCCAUGUAAAGAGGAUAUAUGGCAGGCCGGAACCGAUCAUAUGGAGCCUUACAUCAAACAACCCACUCUGGAGAAAGCGUUAAGGGUAUUGUACGUGGAGAAGCGACUCCUCAAGAACACAGGCGACUUCGCACGAGUUCUACUUGUACACGGCUUGUACUGUCAAACAUGGGACGUUGGGGCUUCACUCAACAGACCUUUACUCCGCUGGACGCCCUCUUCACAGAAAGGCAAUGCUGAAUCGUGCGAUCUCACUGGCCCAGUCUGGUUGCCACAAAUACCUCUCUACAACCAUUGGAGAAAUGCGGCGUGCGACUGCUUGGAUGUACUCCACUGGAUUGCAAACAGUGAUAUCGCCAAGGCCGGAACCGAAAACUCGACCGUCCUACACCUACACUUUGCCCGGAUAGUUUUGCUCGCACCGUACGAGCCAAUACGCGAGAUGGCGGAGCUUCUGACGUCGGAGGACGUCAGGGACGGCAGCGACGCUGCGGCGAGGUUCCAGGGACUCUGCCAGCAGGUACAAAGAUGGAUCACGGACGACCAGUUCAAAGCGCGCCUCGCGCUCGUGCACUGCGGCAUUUUCUUCUGGCACGUCAGGCGAUACUCGACAGACGCCUUCUAUGAGCCUACCAAGGUCUUUCUGGUUACGCUGGUAGUUUGGGCAUACGGCAGCCUUUGUCCGCCACAGCAGCCGGGCACUUCAUCGCGGGGAUCCAUCAAUAACCGCGCGCGCGAAGACGAUGACUGGACGAGCGAUCUCGACGACAUAUCAUCAAUCCGCCUCGAUCGUCCCUGCGACGAUGAGCUGGUGCAGCUCUUUAUAAAGCGGGGGAGGUCGAUGCGCGCCACUAUCAUGGGUGUUGGCAGUAUCACUGCAGCCGAUGGUCCGCUUCGGAUGCUGCGCGAGGGACGCAAGCUUCUCACCACGUUGGACAGGUGGCCUAUUCGAAAUCGGUACAUGCAGACUCUCACGCGUCUUAUAGAUGUCUGCAGACAGGACAGACAGUGGGUGCAGACGGGAUCGAGUCUGAGGCAGACAUGA